This is a messenger RNA of Fonsecaea nubica, 1245 nucleotides long. RefSeq lists its product as hypothetical. Gene Ontology annotation, biological process: autophagosome assembly; membrane fusion; proteasome-mediated ubiquitin-dependent protein catabolic process. Gene Ontology annotation, molecular function: ubiquitin binding. The coding region runs from base 1 to 1245 and encodes 414 amino acids. The transcript has 2 exons. Gene Ontology annotation, cellular component: nucleus; cytosol. Lineage: Eukaryota; Fungi; Ascomycota; Eurotiomycetes; Chaetothyriales; Herpotrichiellaceae. The record is from RefSeq and is a predicted model, not a curated record.
AUGGCGAAUCCAGAUCCUGGAGAACAAACUUCCUUAAUUGCACAGUUCAUCGCGAUUGUGGGAACAGCAACCUCCCGACGAGCUCACCAGUUCCUUGCCGCCAACGACUGGGAUCUCGAGGCUGCCAUUUCGAAUUACUAUGCCACUUACGACGACCAGUCUUUCGACAUUCCCGAUGAUUCAGACUACGCCGAUGAAGAGGAUCCAGAUUCAUCACAUCAAACCCGAUCUCAACCUCCACAUCCUACAUACGGCGCAGGUCGGAGACUAGGGGAGGGUCCUUCAGAGUCCGAACCCACGCCUGCUGCCGCCUCCUCCACCUCGAGCUCUUCCCAGCCCAAAAACAACCCCUCCUCACAAAAGAAGUUUGCCACUCUGGGCGACUUCUCUUCAAGCGGUGCGAACGGUGACGACUCGGACGACGACGAGAAACAAGACCUGUUUGCUGGAGGCGAAAAGUCAGGCUUGGCAGUCCAGAAUCCGGACGACCUGAGGAAGAGAAUCUUGGAAAAGGCUCAGAAGCGAGGUCCUCCGCCAAAAGAAGCUGCUCCCAAGAAGUCAUUCUUUACGGGUUCGGCGCGCACCUUGGGGGGCGAUGAUGCACCCUCGCGUGAGAUUCCCGCUGCACAUCAACCUCGUGGCAGAGCAGAGAGAGUCGAACGAGUACUGCAUUUUUGGCAGGAUGGAUUCAGUAUAGACGACGGGGACUUGUACCGAUUUGAUGAUCCCAGAAAUGCAGAGAUUCUAAACUCGAUUCGACAAGGGCGGGCACCGCUGAACAUCAUGAAUGUCCAGCCUGGUCAGGAAGUGGAUGUGGAGAUCAAGCAACAUGAAGAAAAAUACGUCAAGCCCAAGAAGAAGUACAGACCAUUUGAAGGGUCAGGCCAACGUCUCGGAAGCCCAACCCCUGGAGUACCUUCGAUGCCUGGAAGCUUCACUUCAGAAACUACAGCGCCAGCAUCUGCAGCACCCUCUGCAGCACCUCCAACAACCGAAGUGGAUGAGUCGAAGCCAAUCGUCACGCUGAGAAUUAGUCUUGGCUCCGGAACUAGACUGACCACGCGCUUCAACACAACGCAGACGAUUGGAGACGUGUAUGAUUUCGUUCAACGAGCCGAGCCAGGUGGUCGGGAAUUUGUUCUGCAGACCACCUUCCCCACGACAGAUCUCAAAGACAAGUCCCAGGUUCUUGGGGAUAUGGCAGAGUUCAAGAGAGGAGGGGCCGUGGUUCAGCGAUACCUCUGA